Messenger RNA from Zingiber officinale, 2490 nucleotides. RefSeq lists its product as uncharacterized. Gene Ontology annotation, molecular function: nucleic acid binding. The coding region runs from base 1 to 2490 and encodes 829 amino acids. Lineage: Eukaryota; Viridiplantae; Streptophyta; Magnoliopsida; Zingiberales; Zingiberaceae. The transcript has 7 exons. The record is from RefSeq and is a predicted model, not a curated record.
AUGUCGCAUCAAGGGCACACUAGGGAGCCAGGAGAGGCUCGUGAGGCCGAGAACAGAGGCAACGCGGUCAUCCGAGACAUAGGCAUGAUCUCCGGAGGUCCUACUGACAGAGAUUCAGGUCGGGCGCGCAAGUCUCAUGAGCGCCGGCUGGAGAUUCAUGCUGUAGGGUGUAGCCAGGAGCAAGCUGCUGGUCCAGUCAUCAGCUUCAGACCGCAGGACCUGGAAGGACUAGAUCUGCCCCAUGAUGAUGCUCUCAUCAUCAAAGCCAUUAUAGCCAAUAGCCGAGUGGCCAGAGUCUUCGUGGAUACUGGUAGCUCUGCGGCGGUUUCUACAUUUCAUCAGAAGAUCAAAUUCCCGGUCGGCGAUCAAGUCGGGGAAGUUAGGGGAGAACAACGGGUCUCUGAGAGAUGCUACAUUGACAUGAUCAAAGUAGAAGCUCGCAAAGCACAGAGGACUCAGGAUGGGGCUGUGCACGCCAUCCAAGAAGAGCCCCUGCCCAUAGCUGAAGAACCCAUUACCUGGGAGGAAGUCCAGCUAUAUCCUGAACAUCCAGAGAGGGUCAAGCCUGAAGUGGCGGAGCACAAGUUGCAUCUCCUGCCUGAUGCCCAACUUGUAAAGCAAAAGAAGAGAAAUUUUUCGGAUGACCAAAAUAAAAUUAUCAAAGCUGAAGUGGACCAGCUCAGGAAAGUAGGGCAUGUUCGAGAAGUACAAUUCCCGUCCUGUCUUUCCAAUGUGGUCUUAGUAGCCAAGCCUAAUAAUAAAUGGAGGGUCUGCAUAGACUUCCGGGAUCUCAACAAAGCCAUCCCUAAAGAUUGCUAUCCCCUGCCUAGAAUUGAUCAGCUGGUGGACUCAACUGCUGGCUACGAAAGAAUCUACAUACUGGAUGCUUAUCAGGGGUACCAUCAAAUCCCCCUGGCCGUGGAAGACCAAGAGAAGGCCAGUUUCAUUACGGCUGAUGGUACUUUCUGCUACACCGUCAUGGCUUUUGGGCUCAGGAAUGCCGGAGCUACUUAUCAGAGGAUGAUGGACAAGAUCUUCCGGGAGCAGGCCAGGCGCAAUGUGGAAGUUUAUAUAGAUGACAUACUCAUCAAAUCUCCCUUAGCUGCAAAUCUGAUAACCGAUGUAGAAAAGACCUGCGACACCCUGCAACAGUAUGGGUUGAAGUUAAAUCCCUUGAAAUGCCUAUUUGAAGCUAAGGGAGGGAAGUUCUUCGGCUAUCUCGUCACUGAGCGAGGAAUCGAAGUCAACCCAGAAAAGGUCCGAGCACUCUGGGAUAUGAAGGCUCCCCAGAGUUUGAAGAAUGCCCAGAAGCUGGUCGACAGGAUAACAACCCUAACCCGUUUUAUCUCCAAGUCAGCAGACAAAGUGGCGCCCUUCUUCAAAGUUCUCCGAAAAGCUUCUAAGUUCCAAUGGGAUGAAGAAUACACACGGGCCUUUGAAGAGUUAAAGAAGUAUUUGGAGACCUUGCCCUCUUUAUUCAAGCUUGUCACUGGAGAACCAAUCUGGGUUUACCUCUCUACCACCCCUGAGGCCGUGGGGCGUCAUCUAUUAAAGGGAGCUGAGUCUCGAUACACAGCUCUAGAAAAGAUGGUCUAUGGAUUGCAAGUAACUGGCAACUUUGAGAUCAAUUGCGACAAGCUGCAAGUAUACCGGGAGGCUUAUGAGAAGAUGAAAGAAGAGUUCAAGGAGGUCACGGUCAGCAAGAUUCCCAAAGCAGAAAAUGGCAGAACUGAUGAAUUAGCCAAAAUGGCCAGUUCUUUAACUACCUGGGGCACCUUGCCAAUAGACCUGGAACAGGCGCGGCUGGUCAGGAAAAGGACUCAUGCCUACACCAUGGUAGGAGAUCAACUAUACAAGCGGGCGUUCUCUAGGCCUUUACUCAAAUAUAUCAGCAUAGAAGAGGCAGAUCAGGCCUUCACCUCUGUAGCAUAUCCACAAAGUAAUGGGCAGAUCAAGGUUAUCAAUAGAGAAAUCGUACGAGGACUUAAAGUGAAGCUGGAUCAUGUCGGAGGAGAUUGGGUGGAGGAGCUGCAAAGUGUUCUCUGGACGUACCGUACGACACCUCGGGAAAGCACAGGUCUUACUUCGUUCCACCUGGUCUACGGCAGUGAAGCAGUGGUACCUGUGGAGAUCGGGGUGCCUUCAACUAGAAGAAUGCUAUAUGACAAAGAGAACGCCGAGCGACGACUGGCCGAGCUGGAUCUCAUUACUGAAACUCGCGAACAAACAGCAGCCCAGCUAUUUGUUUAUCGACAAAGGAUGAGGCAGAAUUAUGACAAGAAGGUGGUUCCUCGCUUCUUCGGAGACGAAGACCUGGUCUGGAAGCGAGUAAAACCUGUGGGAGACGUAACUAAGCUAGCACCUCAAUGGGAUGGGCCCUACAAAGUUAUUAAAAAGUUAGCAUCAGGCGCAUACUACUUGCAGGAUGACCAAGGUAGGAGUCUAGAGCGGCCCUGGAGCGCUAACUACCUUCGACCUUAUCGCACCUAG